AUGGUCCACCUUCUCUUUUUUGUCCACCCCCUCCCCUCCACAUUUCCUCCUACAUUUCCUUCUUGCGCUGCUUUUGCCCUCUUUUUUAGAGAGAAACAAAUAGCCGAUGGUUUUGCUACUAAAAUAGAACUCGACGUACCGGAAAAACGGAAAUUGACAACAGUUACUGAUUUGGAAGAUGCGUUCCCCGAUUAUCUCGAAGCAGAAAUUGAUUCAACCGACCCGUUAGUGCCUGGACACAGCGAAUUAUUUGGAAAAAGAUUGCUUAUAAAAAAUUUUUUGUCCAAACCACUUCCGCCCUCCCUAGCAAAAUAUUAUCUUCCUUUGUCUCAAUUUACUAUUGAAGAGGAAGGACAACGAGAAAAUGUUCCGGGUGUUGUGCCAGUUAGACGGCAACAACCAACAGUUCAAACAACAAAUUUGUCAGGCUCUUCUCCUCGAAAAAAGUCACAACAGAAGCGAGUUUCCAACAACAAAGAAGCUUCCUCCUUCUUGUUGAAGCCUGAAAGGGAAGGUGGCGGCUAUGUUUCGGGAGUAUUGCCUUUAAUACGUCAAGUACAUUUUGAACGGACAAAUACUAUGAGUUCUCACGCAACUUUUGUAGUGGAAAAUAACAGCCGACGGCCACUAAUAGCUAAUGAUGGAUUUGAAAACGUAAUUGCUUCCCUCAAAGGAAAUGCUUUAAUAGAAGAGCAUUGCCAAAGAAUUGUUCAACAAAAUUUUCAGCAACUUAAAAUAUCUAAUGGAAACGAGGAUGUUGAAAUUCUUCAAAAUUCUUGUGAAAUGUUAAUUAUUGAAGAAUUACCCAGUAAUUUUGAAGAAGAAAUUAAUUUCCAAUCAACCUCCACUGAAAUUAAUUUUUUGGAUAAACAAAUUCAACAACAAAAUCGUCCCAACACAACAACAAUAAAAAAGGAAAUAACAAAAAUGUUUAGCAGUAAAUUGGGGGGAAGAACACAAAAUAAUCGAAAACAAGAUAAAAGACUUCAAAAAGAAGUUUUGGCUGAAAGAAUGGAAGAAAGUAUUGGAGGGAUUGGAGGGGGUGUAGAUGAAGUUAAAAGUGAAGAAAUGUAA
This is a messenger RNA of Meloidogyne enterolobii, 1074 nucleotides long. The record is from the annotation of a GenBank genome assembly. Lineage: Eukaryota; Metazoa; Nematoda; Chromadorea; Rhabditida; Meloidogynidae.